AUGGUUACAUUAGUUUUGCCAACUUUGGUUGAGAGUUAUGGUCCCGGUGAGGUUCUAGAAUGUGUUAAUGGCAUUAUAUGUCACUAUGCACGAGGUCAUGAGGUAAUCGGACUUUGGAACCCCAAAACCGACGAGCGUAAAAUUAUUCCGCCGGGUAUUACUGAUGAUGAGCCCGGCUAUGAUCGGCAUGUAAGUGUUCAUGGAUUUGGUUAUGAUAAUGUGAAUGAUGAUUAUAAAGUGAUUCAAUGUGUAUAUUAUAUUUAUGAUCCAAUGGAAUUAGAAGAGCAUGCUCUAACAAUUUGGCAAAUUUAUAGUCUAAAAUGUAAUUGUUGGAAGAAACUUGAUCUUGAAAUGACUAAAAAAAAAAAUGUAAGUAAAGCUUCUAUAGCAUACUUGAAUGGAGUAUGCCACUGGUGGGGUAGCGAGUUUGCCACGAAUGGACUCGAAGAACAAGUACUUGUGUCAUUUAACCUCAGCACUGAAACAUUUCGAACAACAUCAAUUGUUUGGCUGCAAGAAAAUGAUGAUGGCCCUACCAGAACUUUGGUAGUGCUCAACGAGUCUGUUACUCUGAUUUCCUCUUUUGCUCAGAAUAAUAGCAUUGAAAUAUCCAUUUUGGGUGAAGUUGGUGUGAAGGAAUCUUGGGUGAAACUUUUCACAUUUAGAUUUGGACCUUUUCCAAAAUAUUGUGCAUUCAGAAUGGGAAACAAAUGUGAUGUAAUCUCUCGUAUCAACGGCGAUGAAUUGGCUUCCUUUGAUGUCAUCACGGGCAAAAUAGUUCACAAUAUUAAUAUCAAAACAAGAAGAUUUGGUACAUGGAUUUAUAAGGAAAGCCUCCUUUCUUUCACGAAAGAAAUUAAUUGA
Molecule: messenger RNA, 864 nt
Organism: Arachis ipaensis
Lineage: Eukaryota; Viridiplantae; Streptophyta; Magnoliopsida; Fabales; Fabaceae
Product: F-box/kelch-repeat protein At3g06240-like
Molecular function (GO): protein binding
Source: RefSeq, a predicted model, not a curated record